GAGGGGAGGGGGAAGUGGUGCAGGUGUCAGCCCAGGGGGAGGUGGAACUGGUGCAGGUAGGUCUAGACGGAGAGGUGGUGGGGUGGUGAGCCCAGGGGAAGGAGGGGGAGCGCAGGUGCUAUCUCUCGAGGUGACUCACCAUCCGCCACAGGUGUUAUCUAUUGACAGGCCUGUCCCGAGGGCGCAGGUGCUAUCUGGGGGGGAAUCCACGAGAAGGGUGCAGGUGUUAUCUAUUGACCGGCCGGUCCCAAACGCGCAGGUGCUAUCUCUAGAAGUGCCCUCCCCAGGGCUUAGCUGUGGCAUGAGCUGGGAUCGGAUAGAGUUUGGGGAGGAGGGGUUUUCUGAGGCGGGGACUCAGCAGACCUUGAGUUGGGAUCGGAUAGAAUUUGGGGAGGAGGGGAUAGAGGUUGAGGAGGGGUGGCGCAGGGAGGAGGAGGGGGGAUGGAGUGGUGAUGGGUGGGAAGGCUGGAGAGGGGACCGGGUGAUGGGAAGAGCGGACGAGGGAGAGGAGGAAGAGGAGGAGGAAGGAGGGGAGGAGGAGGAGGAUGCGGAGUUUUGCUCGCCCACAUGGCGGGAUGGGAGUGGGAGGGGGAAUGAGGAGCGCGAGAGGCGGCGGCGGUCUCAAGGGCUAGAUGCUGGCGAUAUUGAGGAAUACUCCGUGCCCCUGUCUGCUCAAGCCAGCAUCUCUCCCCUUCCAGCGUCCCACAGGCUCCCACCUCGCUCUCCCCUCGUCCGAUCCAAGAACCCACGUUCGGGAGCCUCCGUACCUGCAACUCCAAACCAGACCAGUGGUCCAGGUUGGGGGAUUGCCGAGCCCGAGUCCCCGGACCAAAGCAGCUUGGAUCGGAGCCCUGGCUACUCUGUUACUGGUAUUAGGGAAAGCAAGAGUGCCUCUAAAAUCAAGGAGAGCGCGGGAGGAGGAGAGGUGGAGAGCGAGAGGGUAGUGAUAAUGGGGGAGAGAGAAGGGAGUAUGGAGAGAAAGGGUCUGGAAAUGCAGGGGCAUUUGCAGCACCAGCACCAUCAGCAGCAGCAGCAGCAGCAGCAGCAGGGGCAGGUUGCAAAAGCAGGGAAGUCAAGAGUUGUCCAGCGUAAAUCCAACAGCUAUCACGGUGUAGAGGGGGUUACCACUCGGGUGGUAACAGCCAACAGUGCUGCUGCUGCUGGAGUGGCGUUUCAUCCAUCCUUUGCUGCCAAACCUCCUGCUCUCAAGCCUGCUGCUGGUGCGCCUCUGGCCAUGCGGAGGGCAGAGACGAUGAGAGGCCGUUCCAGAUCACUUGUGGGCGACCACAGUUCUGCUUGGACUGAGUUGCCGCAGCAGCCUCUUGGUGGUGGUGGUGGUGCUGCUGCUGGUUCUGCUGCUGGUGGUUCGCCUAUAGUCAUGCGGCGGGCAGAGACGCUGAGAGCACGGUCCCGAUCACUAGUGGAGGACUGCUGCUCGGGCCCUUUCGCUAGUACUAAUGCUGCUGCUGUUGCUGCCGCCGCUGCUGCUGCGUCAACUGCCACUUCUGCUGAGAGUCGCUUUCCUGUGUUGACGCAAAGUGCAGAGACGCUGCGAGCACGCUCCAGGUCACUUGUUGAAGAAAGCAGUUCCGGACCCUUUGAGUCACAGCAGCGCGCGGAGGCGUUGGCGUCAGGGCAGGGCCAGGCUAUCUCUAUGAGACGAGCCGAGACGCUUAGAGGACGACCGAGGAAGAAUAAUGCGGAUCAGCUGCAGGAACCGAUCACCAUGAGACGAGCGGAGACGCUUAGGGGACGGCCGAGGAAGAAUAAUGCGGAUCAGCUGCAGGAACCGAUCACCAUGAGACGAGCGGAGACGCUUAGGGGACGGCCGAGGAAGAAUAAUGCGGAUCAGCUGCAGGAACCGAUCACCAUGAGACGAGCGGAGACGCUUAGGGGACGGCCGAGGUCUGAUUCAGCGGAUUUCUCGACUCAGAACGAGGCGAGUGGCGUCAUGAAGCAGGUGGGAACACUGAGAGGGCGAUCUAGGUCGGACCAAGCAGAGUCUGUGCGUGUCGUGGAAGAGCCGACACAUGCCGAGCAGCAGCAGCAGCAGCAGCAGCAGCUCAUUGGCAUGAGGCGGGUAGAGACGCUGAGAGCACGGUCUAGGUCGGACCAAGCAGAUCCUAUGGCUUUUCUGGGGCAGCCGGGACAUCAGGAGCAACAACCUGUUGGUAUGAGGCGGGCAGAAACACUUAGAGGCCGGUCUAAAUCAUAUGCGGAAAAGCCUUUACUUCAGGAGCAGCUGUAUGGCAUGAGGCGCGUGGAAACGCUUAGGGGAAGAGCUCAAUCUGAUGCUCAAUCCGGUGCGUCUCCUUCCGGUGCGGACGUGGCUGUUGCUGCAGAAGGUUCGGGCUUGGGGAUGAGACGAGCGGAAACGCUUAGGGGAAGAGCACAAUCUGAUGUUGGCGCUGCAGGGUUACAGGAGCGGUGCUUUGCUAAGCAACAGGAGGGAACGAGCAGAGGGAGGCGUUGCUCUAGUGUGUCUCCUUCGGGUGCGGAUGUCCUUGCAACGCAAGAGCCGGUUUUGGGAAUGAGACGAGCGGAAACGCUUAGAGGAAGGCCCAAAUCCAGUGCAGUAGAGCUUACGGCUCAGGAGGAGCAGCAGGGGUCGGGGAUGAGACAAGCGGAAACACUUAGAGGAGGAAGGGCCAAAUCCAGUGUAGCGGAUCCUUCAGUACAGGAGCAGCAGCAGGGGUUGGGGAUGAGACGAGUGGAAACACUUAGAGGGAGGCCCCGAGCCACCCUUGGGAAGUCUACAGUGGAUCCUUCGGGGCAGCAGGGAGUGGAGAUGAGUCGCGCCGAGACGCUUAGGGGGAGGCCCCUACCCUCCCAAGGGGAUGCUAUAGUGGAUCCGUUGGAGCAGCAGGGAGUGGGGAUGAGACGCGCCGAGACGCUUAGGGGGAGACCCCUACCCUCCCAAGGGGAUGCUACAGUGGAUCCUUCAGAGCAGCAGGGAGUGGGGAUGAGACGAGUGGAGACGCUUAGAGGGAGGCACAAACCUAGCAUAGGUGAUUCGUCAAAUCAUGCCGGGAUGACAGGAGGGAAGAGUGGGGGGAUGCGAGCAGAGGAGUGUGGGGAGAUAAGCACAGGAGAGAGUGUGGAAAUGAGGCGAGCUGAGACGCUGAGGGGCAAGAGUGGGAUGAGAGGAGAGAGGGGGAUGGGAGGAAUGAGAGCGAGGUUGAGAAGUGGGUUUGAGCUGGAUAAAAUGGGCGAGGUGCGGGGGAUGCCUGGAGUGAGUGAGGAGCACGGAGCGGUGAUAAAGCAAGGAGAAAUAGUAUUUGAGCUAGCUAGAAUGGGUGAGAGGAAUACAUUUGAUCAAUUGGGCGAGGGGCAGGUGACGGAUGGAGUGAGGAAGCAGCAGGGCGAGGGGAUAGGUCGUAGAGAGGGUGUGGGGAUGAGGCAUGGAGAGACGGACGAAGGAACGGCCUGUGUGAGGGGUGUGAGAGUGAGGGGGGGGAGUGGGUCUGAGCUGAGUGAAACGGUCGAAGGGGGUGUGGAGGGGUUGGGUGGGGAGAGAGUAGUGGUGAUGAGACGAGGAGAGAGGUGGGGAGGAGGGGCUGACACGGGGCACAGAGAGGUGAUGGUGAAAGGGGGGGAUCGGAUGGGAGGAAUGGGGGGGAUGGGGGGGCUCGGGGGAAUGAGAGGGAGGGUCAGGAGUGGCUCUGAGCUGAAUGAGAUGCUGAGGGUGCUUGUGGGGGACGGAGUGGGCGAAGGGCAUGGGUUGGAGAUGAGGCGAGUAGAAACGAUGCGAGGGCGGGUCGAGCAAGGGGAGGCACGACGACAACAGCAGCAGCAGGGGCAGCAGCAGCAGCAGGGGUUGCAUUGGCAACAGGGGCAGCAGCAGCAGCAGCAGCAGCAGCGGCAGCAGCAGGGGCAGCAGCAGGGGCAGCAGGUGCAAGUGCAGACCGCUCAACGCUUGAAAGACAUUGAGGCAGGUGCUGCGGGUGCUGCAGAUGUUGCAGUUAGGGGCAGUUGCAGGAGCUAUCACAUGCGCCGAUCCCGAACCUCGUCUGUUGAGCGGCUCGCCUCUCACACCUCUCCUACCGAAGGACCCGUGGCUUAUGAGGUGGUUGGGAAGGGAGAGGAGCAAAGCGGGUUAGAAAACCCCGCAGGUGCAGGUGGGGCGGCAGUAAGAAGAAGUGGGAGGAGCUACCACAUGCGCCGAUCCCGAACCUCGUCUGUUGAGCGGCUCACCUCUCACGCUUCCCCCCCUGCUGAAGGACCCGGAGGGGAGAUGAGGCGAGCGGAAACUAUGGGAGGAAGGAUCGAGCAAGGGGAGGCACCAAGGCGGCGGCAGCAGCAGCAGCAGGGGCAGCAGCAGAAGCAAGCGCAGACUGACCAAAGCCCGGUGGAUAGCACCAGCGCGAGAAGCGGGGGACGGUACUGCAUGCGCCGAGCCCGAACCUCCUCCACCGAACGCCUUGUUACCAUUGAGUACUCCUCUCAGCAGCACGCCACCACCACCAGUGUGGGGACUGGCUCGAGCCGAGGGGGCAGCGUGAGGGAGAGGGGGAGGAAGCCGAGGCUGAGCGCGUGGGAUGUGUUUGGGGAUCAGGAGGGCCUGAUAGGGCAUGAAGGAGGGGGGCUGUUUCAGUCCAGUGCUCCCACACCUCGGGGUUCUAGAGCAAAAGGUUCUAACCUCACACCUCCCACUCCCAGAGGCUCUAGAAGAAGCAGCCGUGCGGCUUCAGCUUUUGAGUCGACUCAGACCCUCACACCUCCCACCCCCAAAGGGUCCACAGCCAGAUGUCAGAACGUCGGGUCUGUAUCAACUGCCCCCACACCCAGAGGGCUGAGAAAAGGCAGUGGUGCGCUUAAGCCCGCACGCAGCGUGUUUGAGGAUCUGAGUGCUAGUGACGCCACGUCAGCAGUACAUGUUGGUGAUGCCACAUCAGCGUUACAUGUGUGUGACGCCACAUCAGCAUUGCGGGCGGGUUCUGAGUUGGGCCAGCGGCUGCGUCGGUCAGGUUCAGAGAAUAAGGUGCAGCAGGGUAGAGGGAAGCGGCAGGUGAGGGCUCUGGGAGAAGGAGAGGAGGUGGAGCGUUUUGAGUUGAGGCAUGCGGUCUCGAUGGGUGGGAACCUGAGUUGCCGCAUGGAGGCUUGGUCUCUGCAGCAGCGGCAGCAGCAGAAGCAGCAUCAGCAACAGAGGCAGGAGCAGGCAAAGCAGCAGGAACAAGAGGAGCAAUGGCAGUACCAACAAGGGCAAGAGACGGAGCAACACCUUUCAUGGCAGCAGGGGCAGCAGCCGGGGCAGGGGGGAAAGCAGGAGCAGGAGGAGGGGCAACAGCAUGCUCGGGUGCGGUUGUUACUGCAGCGAUCCAUGAGUCUGAGAGAACGAGCAGCAGCCAGGGCUGCGGCACGAGAAGCAGCUUCGGCUGCUGCUACAGCGUUGAGUGCCGGAGGGGAAAUAGCAGCAUCGGCUGCAGAUGCUGGGAGCGAAAGCAAAACAGCUGAAGCCGCAACGCCUCCUGAUAGAGAAAGGGGAGGAGGAGGUGAGAAGUAUGAGGAGGCACCGCAGCAUCAGGAGGGCUUGUGCAUUCAGGCUGCUGAUUCCUUUUCCGAAAAAAGGCAGCAGAAAAUGCAGCAGCGUCAGCUUCAGAGGACUGUCUCUGCCCAACCACGCACCCCUAGGGGCUCAAGCAUUAUGGAGAGAGAAUGGGCUGUUGAGGCGCUUCAAGCCCCCCCUAGAGUUCUUAGGAAGGCAGCCUCUGGCGUGCCGCGCACCCCUAGAGGCUCAAGUUUAAUGGAAAGGGAGUGGGCAAAAGGGGCGCUUGAGCCGAUGCAGCCCAAGUCAGAGAGGAAAGAGGAUGGGGGGAAAGAGAGGCGAAAGGGGAUGGGUCAAUCGGGCAAAUUGGGAGUGAGAGAGGAGGUGGAGACGAGAGAGAGGAUGAAAGGAACGGGGGGAGAAGAGGGGAGGGGAAGUGGGCAGGGGCUUGAGGAGGUGCAGAGGCAGGGAGUGCAGCCGGAAAGGGGGGAGCCCGGGAAGAGUAACAAGCGGCAAGAGGGAGGGGAAGAGGAGCAAGAGGGAGGGGAGAGGGCGGCACUAAAGGAAAUGGAGCAGGAAAUUCGGGCCAUGAGGAAGAGACGCGCGCGAGAGAGAGCCGAGGCCAGGCGAGCUACAGAGAGUAAGAGGGGGGGAGAGGUUGACACAAGCGCAAGGGGUAGCGAGAGUGGGGGGAAGGAGGCGAGAGAUGGGGAGUUAAGGGAGGGAGGAGCAGGGAGGGAGUUGGGGGGAGAGCGAAGGAGGGGGGUGGAGAGGAGGAGUAGGAGCGUGGGAGAGGGUAGAUUGAAACCGAGUGCAGGAGCGGUGUGCGAAGCAGUGUCAGUAAAAGCAGUGGUAGCGGAAGAGGAGGAAGGGUCAGGGGGAUUAGAGGGGAGCAAAGCAAAUUCAUCGGAGGAAGAAAUGGCGUAUCCCCCUUUGAGUCGCAGCCGAACCCAGCCCACUCAAUUGCCCUCCCAGUCUUCCACCCCUCGAUACACCCACAUCCGCCCCUUUUCACCACUACUCCCCCAUACCGAUUUCGAGCAUGUUACCCGAACUGCUUACCACUUUGACAUGGCGCAGCCACUCUCCCCCGACCCUCAGGUUUGGGAGGAGCCCGAGGCUGAGACCGAACCUGAGGGCGGUGAUCCCCGAACCAAGCGGCGAGGCUUUAGAGACAGGCUGUUUGGCCGAAGCUCAAGCGCAGGCCGGGACAAACUAGCCGAGGCUGAUGCUGUAGAGAGAACGAUCCCAAGAGGGAGCCAAGACGGGUGGCUGGGGGGGGGAUUCUCAUUGCGCCUGUUCGAAACAGCAUUACCGAGAGACGGCUCGUAUGGGAGAGGAGGGAAUAUGUGGGGUCUGGAUGGCGGUGGUGGUGGCACGAUGAGCUGCGAUGGGUCACUCAAGCACAAUGCAGCCACGAGCCGGGAAAGCUCUCUGAAACAACAGUAUGGUUCCAUGAGCCGAGAUGGUUCUAUCAAACAGAAUGGCACGUUGAGCCGAGAUGCGUCGGUCAACCAGGAUGUGAGCCGGGACGGCCCGAGCAGGCUGUUCACCGAGUCCGGAGCUGAGAGUAGCAGCGGCGGUGGCGGGGGUGGCUUGUUGCAGCGGGUAAAGUCCCAAGCGGAGUCUGAUGCAGAGGGUGGCAACAGCAACCACAGCAGAAGCGGCCGUUUCUCCCUGAAAAAACACCUGAGGCGGCUCAAGAGUGGGGAUGGAAAGUCUCCGCUUCCCUCUCCUUUACCCCGUGUGGUGGACUCACUCUUCGACUUCGCUCCUGAGGUGUCUGGUUCCUCUCCCCCGUGCUCUUCCUCCCCCUCCCUCUCGGCCACGUGGGCUGGCAUGUUCUCCCGAACCCAGUCCGGUACGUCCGGGAGCCGCCUGUCAGGCUCGGUGAGCAGCUGGGUCCGAACCAGCUGGGCAGGCUCGGGUAGGAGGAGCAGGGACGGGGAAGGGAGGAUCGAGGCCGCCGCUGCUGUCGCUGCUGCCACUGCUGCUGCUGCUGCUGCUGCUGGUAGUAGUGGUGGUUUCGCUCACGGUGAUGGUGACAGUAAUGAUUGUGACAGCAUCAGUGUUGUGCCGAUGCGCAGGAGCAAAACGGAUGGGAGGAGUGACUAUAACGAGAGGGGAGUGAUUCCCGUUAGCAUGAGUGAAAGUAGAGAUUUCAUGGAUAGAGAGGUCGCAAAUGUGAUGGGGUUACUGGGAAUGAGAGGAGUGCAAGGAAUGGGAGGAAUGGAGGGGGAGGAAGAUGCAGAUGUGGAGGCAGAAUCUAUCCCCUUCUCACCCCUCAAGGUUCCCAAGUCUCCUUCCUGGGUUAGUGAAAUGGGCAUGUGGGCGACGGGGGGGAGGUAGGGGUUGUCGAUAGAUGGAGUGAGCAGUGGGGAGGUAGGUCUAACUCCUCUCACCCUUAUUAGUUUCCAAGCUUCCUUCCUGGGCUAGUGAAAUGGGCUUGUGGGCGACGGGGGGAAGGUAUGGGGGAUGAAAGUUGGACGCCUCAACCUUGCCGAAAACAGGGGAGAAGUUACAUACGAUUGUGUCAUAUCCAUAAGACAACGUAGUUAGCUGUUUUUUUUUUGUGCCUUUCUCUUAGAAUUCCAUGGUACUA
Molecule: messenger RNA, 8087 nt
Organism: Closterium sp. NIES-67
Lineage: Eukaryota; Viridiplantae; Streptophyta; Zygnematophyceae; Desmidiales; Closteriaceae
Source: the annotation of a GenBank genome assembly